UUCGACUUUCGAGCAUCCCUAAUCCCUAUCGCUGACUUGCUGCUACAGCUGACCGCUUUCUUAAUUUUAAUUAAUUGUUUGUGAAUUUGUAAUCGAUUUAAAUAUUGGUGAUUAUUGCAACUUUUCCAAUCUACAAGGAGACAAAAGAUUUCAAUAAUGAGCGCUGCAGGGGACAGCCCUGCCUCACAGCCAAUGAAUCCCAAAAUAAAACAUGACUGGUACCAAACAGAUGCCCUGGUGGUUGUGACUAUAUUGCUCAAGAAUGCCCCUAGUGACAAAGUGAAGGUCCAGUAUGGAGAACGUAAUCUCUCAGUAUCAAGUUUGAUACCAACCUCCGAGUCGGAAUACAGUCUAGAAUUAGAGUUGGCACAUGAAAUAGUCCCAGAAAUGUGCACAUAUGUAGUAACUCCGUCAAAAAUAGAGGUCAAGUUACGAAAGAAGGAAGGACUGAUGUGGACUGUGUUAGAGGGUGAAGGCAAAGAAGAGAAAGUUAAAGCUAUACCACAGGCUGUCAUAGAUGCAUCUGGGCCACAACAACCUCCAAAGCUUUUCAGAAAAGAUUGGGACAAGAUUGAAAGAGACAUUCAGAAAAUGGAAGCAGAAGAGAAGCCCGAGGGUGACGCCGCAGUGAACCAGCUGUUUCAGAAAAUCUAUGGUGAAGGAUCAGACGAAGUUCGCCGCGCUAUGAACAAAAGUUUCUUAGAGUCAGGAGGCACAGUUCUAAGCACAAACUGGGACCAGGUUGCCCCAAAGAAGGUGGAAGUCAAGCCUCCAGAUGGCCUCGAGUUUCGGAAGUGGGAUAGUUAAGCUGCUUGCACACUGGCGAAUGUCUUUUGAGCGAUUUAGGAAGCGCGUUUGUGUGUAAUGCCCCACUCUUCACGUUGGCCAUGUUGACCAGUAUGUUGGCCAAUAUGAUGGCUAUCAUGUAUAGUCUGGCAAGUUCGUUGAUCACUCCCAUGAUAUGCGGGUGACGGGGGAAAGACUGCGCGGGUGUGAAAUCGUGGGUGCGGGGAAGUGAGGUGCAUCAGUCAUGGAUUUUUCACUCAUCGCUACACGCCUCCCGGCCCGCGCGGACUAUCGGGGGUGUUACGAACGAAGUUGCCAAGCUAUAGUGUAGGUGUUUCGAAACACAAUAUUCGCCACAGUAUUGGCCAACGUGAAAAAUGUAUUAGCUAAUUUAUUGGCCGACAUGAAAAACGUAUUGGCUAAUUUAUUGGCCAACAUCAUCGAUAUAAAUCGUUAGAUGGGCCCCUCCAUACUAAAGAACGCACAAUUUUAUGUGAUUACCCAAAGACGUGCACGCACAUCUUAUCUUAGUACGGAACAAGUGCAUGCUGUGAGUGGACAUAGACUUGAAAAAAUAUUUACUGUUUUUUUUUUAUUUUAAUCCCUUAAUUAUGCCUUCGUGGUCAUUUUGGAAGUGUAAAAACAAGCCACAACAUGAAUAGAAAGAAAUGUGUUACGAGUGAUGGCGUACUCAAUGUGCGAAACCAAUGAUAAUACCGCGACUCUUUGAGGUCCAUCUAACGAUCUACGAUCAAUGUCCAACAUGAAAAAUGUAUUGGCUAGUUUAUUACCCAACAUUAAAAGGGGGCAUUGACUGAAAUCUAAAGUAUUGGCUAACUUGUUGGG
This is a messenger RNA of Bicyclus anynana (squinting bush brown), 1632 nucleotides long. RefSeq names its product protein SGT1 homolog (gene Sgt1). The transcript has 6 exons. Gene Ontology annotation, biological process: protein stabilization. Lineage: Eukaryota; Metazoa; Arthropoda; Insecta; Lepidoptera; Nymphalidae. Gene Ontology annotation, molecular function: protein-folding chaperone binding. The coding region runs from base 157 to 807 and encodes 216 amino acids. The record is from RefSeq and is a predicted model, not a curated record.